AUGUUCUAUGAACAAGUGGCUGGUCCAGUGAGUAACAUUAGCUAUCUGUUGACACCCAUUCUCAACUGGAUCCACCUCGACCGGGGCGGUACUACGUCCUGAAAUAGUUGUGAAUUCGGAAUAUUGUGGUUUGCUUACAACCAGGAAUUAUAGAUGGCCCGUUUCUACCGGUGAGAUGCAGAAAUGCGUGUGUUUGUGUGUAGUAAGGAAAUCCUCGAUUUUUAUGACACAUUAUAUGUAAAUAACAUAUUAACUGACAUAUAAAGUGAAAGAGCAGUGGUGACAUUUGCCUUUAAGCUAGCUAAUUGUUUGCACCCAAAUUGGCCAUUUUAAUUUAUAGGAUUUAGAUAACAUUCAAUAAAUGUAGUACCCAACAUCCAAUUUGGACCAAAUUUACCAAUGAGUAACACAUGAGGAAUCAAAAAUGGUCAAAAGCCACCCACGGACCCCCCCCUCCCAAACCCCCAUGCCAAUCCCAUCCCAACAACCAGUGUACAGAAUCAGUUAUCUGUAUUAUGAAGCUGUGGCAGGGUGUAUUGCUUCUCCAUACUACACUGCUCAAAAAAAUAAAGGGAACACUAAAAUAACACAUCCUAGAUCUGAAUGAAUGAAAUAAUCUUAUUAAAUACUUUUUUCUUUACAUAGUUGAAUGUGCUGACAACAAAAUCACACACAAAUGAUCAAUGGAAAUCAAAUUUAUCAACCCAUGGAGGUCUGGAUUUGGAGUCACCCUCAAAAUGUAAGUGGAAAACCACACUACAGGCUGAUCCAACGUUGAUGUAAUGUCCUUAAAACAAGUCAAAAUGAGGCUCAGUAAUGUGUGUGGCCUCCACGUGCCUGUAUGAUCUCCCUACAACGCCUGGGCAUGCUCCUGAUGAGGUGGCGGAUGGUCUCCUGAGGGAUCCAGACCUGGACUAAAGCAUCCGCCAACUCCUGGACAGUCUGUGGUGCAACGUGGCGUUGGUGGAUGGAGCGAGACAUGAUGUCCCAGAUGUGCUCAAUUGGAUUCAGGUCUGGGGAACGGGCGGGCCAGUCCAUAGCAUCAAUGCCUUCCUCUUGCAGGAACUGCUGACACACUCCAGCCACAUGAGGUCUAGCAUUGUCUUGCAUUAGGAGGAACCCAGGGCCAACCGCACCAGCAUAUGGUCUCACAAGGGGUCUGAGGAUCUCAUCUCGGUACCUAAUGGCAGUCAGGCUACCUCUGGCGAGCACAUGGAGGGCUGUGCGGCCCCCCAAAGAAAUGCCACCCCACACCAUGACUGACCCACUGCCAAACCGGUCAUGCUGGAGGAUGUUGCAGGCAGCAGAACGUUCUCCACGGCGUCUCCAGACUCUGUCACAUGUGCUCAGUGUGAACCUGCUUUCAUCUGUGAAGAACACAGGGCGCCAGUGGCGAAUUUGCCAAUCUUGGUGUUCUCUGGCAAAUGUCAAAAACGUCCUGCACGUUGUUGGGCUGUAAGCACAACCCCCACCUGUGGACAUCGGGCCCUCAUACCACCCUCAUGGAGUCUGUUUCUGACUGUUUGAGCAGACACAUGCACAUUUGUGGCCUGCUGGAGGUCAUUUUGCAGGGCUCUGGCAGUGCUCCUCCUGCUCCUCCUUGCACAAAGGUGGAGGUAGCAGUCCUGCUGCUGGGUUGUUGCCCUCCUACGGCCUCCUCCACGUCUCCUGAUGUACUGGCCUGCCUCCUGGUAGCGCCUCCAUGCUCUGGACACUACGCUGACAGACACAGCAAACCUUCUUGCCACAGCUCGCAUUGAUGUGCCAUCCUGGAUGAGCUGCACUACCUGAGCCACUUGUGUGGGUUGUAGACUCCGUCUCAUGCUACCACUAGAGUGAAAGCACCGGCAGCAUUCAAAAGUGACCAAAACAUCAGCCAGGAAGCAUAGGAACUGAGAAGUGGUCUGUGGUCACCACCUGCAAAACCAGUCCUUUAUUGGGGGUGUCUUGCUAAUUGCCUAUCAUUUCCACCUGUUGUCUAUUCCAUUUGCACAACAGCAUGUGAAAUGUAUUGUCAAUCAGUGUUGCUUCCUAAGUGGACAGUUUGAUUUCACAGAAGUGUGAUUGACUUGGAGUUACAUUGUGUUGUUUAAGUGUUCCCUUUAUUUUUUUGAGCAGUGUAUAAUAUAUUCCCUGUGAAUCUGGUAAUGUUCAGAGAAAUUAUUAAAUACUGAACCAAAAUAUAAACGCAACAAUUUCAUUGAUUUUACAUUUUAGUCAUUUAGCAGACGCUCUUAUCCAGAGCGACUUACAGUUAGUGAGUGCAUACAUUUUUUAUACUGGCCCCCCGUGGGAAUCGAACCCACAACCCUGGCGUUGCAAACACACCAUGCUUUAUCAACUGAGCUACACGGGAGUUAGUUCAUAUGAGGAAAUCAGUCAUUUGAAAUAAAUUCAGUAGGCCCUAAUCUAUUGAUUUUACAUGACUGGGAAUACAGAUAUGCAUCUGUUGGUCACAGAUACCCCCAAAAAAGUUUUGCCUCAGGAUCUCAUCACUGUAUUUUUGUGCAUUCAAAUUGACAUCAAUAAAAUGCAAUUGUGUUCGUUGUCCGUAGUUUAUGCCUGCCCAUACCAUAACCCCACCGCCACUAUGGGGCACUCUGUUCACAACCUUGACAUCAGCAAAUCACUCGUUCACACGACGCCGUACACGUGGUCUGCGUUUUUGAGGCCGGUUGGACGUACUGCCAAAUUCUCUAAAACGACUUUGGAGGCGGCUUAUGGUAGAGAAAUUAACAUAAAAUUAUCUGGCAACAGCUCUGGUGGACAUUCCUGCAGUCAGCAUGCCAAUUGCAUGCUCCUUCAAAACUUGAGACAUCUGUGGCAUUGUGUUGUGUGACAAAACUGCAUAUUUUAGUGGCCUUUUAUUGUACCCAGUACAAGGUGCACCUGUGUAAUGAUCAUGCUGUUUAAUCAGAUUCUUGACAUGCCACACCUGUGAGGUAGAUUAAUUAUCUUGGCAAAGGAGAAAUGCUCACUAACAGGGAUGUAAACACAUUUGUGCACAAAAUAUGAGAGGAAAAAAAGCUUUUUGUCUGUGGAAAAUAUCUGGGAUUUUUUAUUUCAGCUCAUGAAACAUGGGACCAACACUUUUUUUAAAUGUUGCGUUUAUAUUUUUGUUCAGUAAAUGAAAGUGUGUGUUUUUGUGUUUUAGGCACCAACAAACAGCGUUGCUUAGCUAGCAGAGGGGGCUCUCCUUGUAUGGGCCCCGACUGUGGAGUCUUGCAUUUAUGUGUGUCUGUUUGUAUGGAGUAGUUGGAUGGAUGUCUUUUUUUCCUGGAAACCUGUGCUCUGGCACUAGGCUCUCUGUGAAGGAGAGAGGGAGGUAGAGGGGGAAGCUUAUAGAGGUCUGCAGUGUGUUCAUGGCUUCUCUCUUCUUCUCUGCCCUCUCUCCCUCCUUUUACCGAAGGUCUUUCACCCUGCAGCACUGCAAAGAAAGAGUGAAACUUUGUGAAAUAUUAUUCUCACCCUCUCUCUCCUCUGACUGAGUCAGCUCCACAAAGACUGAAGGUUUUGUUUUUAUAUUGUUAUUGAGCAGCAGACCGAGCCCAUCUGACGGAGAACAGUACCUCAGAGCGCCAACUACUUAUACACUUGUCUUUUUCUCUGUGUCUCAGGUGUGGCGGAUGGUGUAGGUGGAUGGAGGGACUACGGGGUGGACCCGUCCCAGUUCUCUGCCACCCUGAUGAGGACGUGUGAGCGACUGGUGAAGGAGGGCCGCUUCACACCCAGCAGCCCUGUGGGCAUCCUCACCUCUGGCUACUAUGAGCUCCUACAGAACAAAGUACCCCUGCUUGGUGAGUACACAUACUACAUUCUCUCUCUCUUUGUCACUCACUCACUCGCACACACACAGUAUAAUGCAUGUGGGGGGACAGGACAGGCCGGGUGAGUAAUACACACACCACACACACACACACACUCAAGCUAACACAUGCAUUGUGCUCUGGUAAAUAACAUAUCUGCAGCAUGAGUCAGAGACUGUGUGUGCUGUUGCCUGGGUAUCCCUGCCCACUGAGCUGCACUCAGUCACUCCAUCCAAAAAUAUCAUUAUACAAAGCUUUCCUCCCUAUUAAUUAUGUAGCUGAAAUGGUGCCGUCCUUCAGUCUGCCACCACCCAGUUCCAAGGUCCAAUUCCACAGAGGUCAUUGGGACAAACACCUGACCAAGUCUUUAGCCCCCGCUCCCCCCUCCUCAGUUACCAUUUCACCCCAUUCCAGAGCGCCUAAAAGGUCAGUGGAAGGAGCAGUAACUGACACUGCUUACGGGUCCACACGUUCUUUUUUUUACGGCACUGGCGUGUAAAAACGUGACAGACUGAGGCCACAUUUCAACUGAGACCCAACACCACAGGCAAGGCUGCCUGCACUGAGAGACACUACGAUCCACCAAGUCACACGAUGUUUGUCUAUCAAAAGUGACCCACUUCUUAUUUUGGGAUCGUGUGACAGCAAUUAAAGCCUAGUUCUGUGCUUGACCGUCCCUUCUGAAGGUCAGUGGUAGAGUAGGAGCUGCAGAGUGGGGACAGGGGAAGGACAUGGCAUUUGUUUUUAGUAUGUGCCAGAUUGACUGGUCCAACAUGUGAUCUCACACACCCCCUCCCUGCUGUAGUGGUAACAACACAGUUUUUAACACAAGGAGAAAUGGAUAUCAGGUGAUAGCUAACCACCAUAUGUUGUUAUAUUCCCUCUCUCACUCUCUUCUCCCCUCUCCACUUCCCCAGGGAGCAGCACAGCAUGUAUCGUGGUCCUGGACCGACAGAGCCAUCAACUGCACACGUGUAAUCUAGGGGACUCUGGUUUCCUGGUGGUGCGAGGGGGAGAGGUGGUGCACCGCUCAGACGAACAGCAGCACUACUUCAACACCCCUUUCCAGCUGUCCAUUGCUCCCCCAGGGGCAGAGGGAGUGGUACUCAGUGACAGGUCAGUCCCCUCCACCACCUUCACUUCUCUGACCCUCCACCUGGUCUCAAAUUACCAUUCAUAUUGAGAGAACUGGCUUUAUGGCCCCGCCAUGAACUUUAAAAUGACUAACACCAAAUCAAAACUGUGUAGAAAUGUUUAAUGGGCCUACAUUUAUUCCGUUUCUUGACCGUGUCCAGCUUGCUAACUAUCACCUAAAUGAAAGCUAGACAGUCGGGGAGCAUCGGAAAGUUGGACUAUUUCUUGCUAAUUUUGACAGCGAGGAAAUAUAACAUAUUUUCAGUGUGGCCCCCCGGACCUCGUCGAAGACCGAUUGCACCUCAUGGGGUAAAAUGAGUUUGAUACCUCAGCUUUAGACGAUACACCUGGAGCAAAUGACAGGUUGUCAUUGGAAAUAAGGUUAAAUAAAAUCGUAUCUAGAAUUUUCUUUCUCCUCCUCAGUUCACAGAAGGAUUUAAAAGGAACGUUGGCUAGAUAAAGAAUAAGCUUUGUCCUCGUUGUGGGACUGUAUUAUUGGCUACAUCACAGCCAUGUGACACUGUGCCCUCGUUAGCUAGUUUAGGCCAAACAACAGCCCCCCCACCAAUAGCCCUCAAGCCAUUUUCAGCCUGGCCUGGAGACCACUUGAGCUGCUAGGUGCUGGCAGGGUAUAUUUUCCUUCCCUCUUUUCUAUUGAGGGGCCAUGUGACAGCAACCAACCCCUCACUUCAGCUGUUCUGCCAACAGUGUGUAGUGCCUGGGCCCGUGCCAGACGCGCGCACACAGAGAGGCCAGUAGCACACAGAGAGGCCAGUAGCACACAGAGAGGCCAGUAGCACACAGAGAGGCCAGUAGCAGACCCCUUUCCGCUGGGCUUGUUCUUUUUCUCUCUCCAAAUUUAAAUGAGACAUUUAUUGUUUUAUAUUGCAGUCCUCACUGCAAGACCUUCAGGCUCUCAUAUAACGAUCGCAUUAACACGCACACUUAUACAAUGUCGCCAUUUAUGGUUCCAUGCAUAUGUACCGCUCAGCAAACUCACACACAUUCACAUGUUCACAUUUGCUCUCUGUCUUUCUGGCAUGGAGGAGGUUUAAUACGGGGAAAUACCACGGUAACAGAAUUGCAAAAAAAACUUGAUUUCUACUUUGUAUCUGCACAAUUCUUCCUGUAAAUGUGUUUCUGUGCAUUUUUUUGUGAAAAUUGUUACAAGCAGUCCUUGUGCAUAGAGUUCUAUGGUUUGUUAAACUUUGAAAUCAAGGUUUUGUUUAGUAUCCAUUUUAAAGCCUCAGCAUAAAUCCAUUACCAUAGAAUUACCCUAAGGUAAAACUAUUAUUUCGGGAGGAGAUAUCUAUCUGACUGAAGAAGUGCCAUCUUGUAGAAUUCCUUUUUCACGUCAUUGAGUCACUUAGACUUUUCCAGGAAGCCUGUUGACUCAAACUGUCCUCAUUGAUACCAACUGAGACGGGUUAGAAUAAAAGAACAGUCUUGGCGGAAUCAAGGGCAGAGGGUUACGGCCGGCUCCCCUACCCUGGCUAGGAGCCAGAGAUCAUGCUGGGCCUGGUGGGUGGGGCUGGAGCAGGGCAGGCUGCACUGUGUGCCAGGAGGAAUCGGCUGUCUUAUUACCCAGCCAUCAUAUCCCUCUGAGGCACAGUCACCUUUUGACCUGAUUCCUCCUGAUCAUGUUUGUGAGGAGCACUAGUACUGUCUACCUGGUAGCAGCUCUCUGGUGCCCUCUGGCAGGCCCUGAUUGACAGUGCUGUCCUGUGUUCUCCUCCCCAGCCCUGAGGCCGCUGAUAGCUCCUCCUUCGAUGUCCAGCUGGGUGACAUCAUCCUGACCGCCUCGGAUGGCCUCUUCGACAACAUGCCCGACUACAUGAUCCUGCAAGAGCUCAAAAAGCUCAAGGUACCACAUCACAGUACCUCCUAACUGCUUGUACACACACUUAAAUCUACACAUUCACCUUGGUAAAUACCUGCACACAUUUCUUCGUCCUAAUGCUAACGCUUGUAUUUCUCAGAGCGCCAACUAUGACAGCAUCCAGCAGACGGCACAGAGCAUUGCAAAGCAAGCCCACGAACUGGCCUAUGACCCCAACUACAUGUCCCCUUUCGCUCAGUUUGCCUGUGACAAUGGCCUGAAUGUAAGAGGUACGUAUUGGGUUCUUAGGAAGACCUUUAUGUCCCUAAUAACACCUCCAGCUCCACUGUAUUUUUAUGCCCUCCGUCAGCUUGCAGAUUGGGUCAUUCAAAGUUGACUUUGAACUCUGGAAAUCCAAUUAACACGUUCUCUUUUGUCUUGUCCUGCAGGGGGGAAACCUGAUGACAUCACGGUGCUGCUGUCCAUAGUGGCAGAAUACACAGACUAA
Coregonus sp. 'balchen' is the source of this 7267-nucleotide messenger RNA. The record is from the annotation of a GenBank genome assembly. NCBI's taxonomy places the organism in Eukaryota, Metazoa, Chordata, Actinopteri, Salmoniformes, Salmonidae.